GUUAUUGUGACUGCCUGUGUAUUACUGGAACGGUAGUUUACCUCAGUCGUGUUGUGCUUGUCGCGCUUGUCCACACAACCAUGAGCCACGACGGGUGCCACGAGGUGGCCUGGAAGGGCCGGGCCUUCCCGUAUCUGAUGCAUCACUCUGGUUUUCAUUCUACGGAGAAUUACGGCUCACUCCGCGCUCGUGAAGGCCACUCCGACGGCCACGGUCACAGCAGCGGAUAUGGCUCUGGUGGACACGGUGCUUCGCACGCGCCACUGCCGUCGGAGCAGGGUGGCAGCGACGUCCACUCGCGGGCCGGCACGGGCACUUGGAACGGCCCCGCCCCCCGCGGCUACCGGGGCACAAACGCGGCGGCUCCCGCCCCCACCGGCCCCGUCAAGGAGCCCGACAGCGUGCGGCUGAGCAACGGCGUGCGGCUGCCCAUGAUCGGCUUCGGCACGGCCAUGAUCAAGGACCCGCAGGUCAUCAAGGACGCGUUGGCGCUGGGCUACCGCCACUUCGACUGCGCCUGGUUCUACGGCAACGAGGAGGUGGUGGGUGCUGGCCUGGCUGACUUCCUGGCGGCUGGCAAGCGCGACGAGCUGUUCAUCACCAGCAAGGUGUGGAACACGCACCACCGCCCCGCUGACGUCAGGAAGUCUGUGGAGGAGAGCCUGGCCAAGCUGGGCUGCGGCCACCUGGACCUGCUGCUGGUGCACUGGCCCGAGGCCUGGGUGGCGGGGUCGUCCAUGGAGAACCCGCAGCCCGACAACGAGGCGCCCAUCUCCGCCAUGUGGGGUGCCAUGGAGGCGCUGGUGGACGAGGGCAAGGUCAAGAGCCUGGGCGUGUCCAACUUCUCGCUCAAGCAGGUGGAGGAGCUGAUCGCGGGCUGCCGGGUGCGGCCGGUGGUCAACCAGGUGGAGCUGCACCCCAUGUGCUCCCAGCGCAAGCUGGUGGGGGUGCUGUACCGCAUGGGCGUGCAGUGCGUGGCGUACUCGCCCCUGGGCGGACAGAGUGCGGUCAAGCCCAACGAGCUGCUGCACGACGAGCGAGUGACGGCCAUCGCCAAGGAGGCCGGCCGCAGCAACGCACAGAUGCUGAUCAAGUGGAACAUCCAGCGCGGGGUGCCGGUGGUCGCAAAGACCAGCAAUGCGGAGCGGGCGCGUGAGAACCUGGAGGGCAUGUACGAGUGGAAGCUCAGCUACGAGCAGAAGGCCGUGAUUGACACGCUGGAUGUGGGCAAGCGCUUCAUCGACUUCCCCUGGAAGGUUUGGGCUGACCCCGAGGAGGGCGGUGUGGCCAAGCCCAGCAAGGUCAUGGGGUUGUGAGCGGCUGGGGGCCGCAAGCCAGACUUCGGACGGGGCUGAGGAUAUGGUGCGGUCCGGUUUUGUCAGGCUGGCAGGGGCGGGAUCCGGGACGACCGGGUAGGGGAGGGAUACCGCGCAGUCAGGAAUGGGGGGUGGGAGUGGGAGGUGGCGAUGAUGUUGACAGUGAAAUGUACGUGGCGGCUCACGGCUGAUAAAGGGGGACAGGCAGCACAGCGUGGAAGGCUGGAAGCAGUCAUGGGAAGUUGCGGUGGUGGAGGUACAGCGUCAGGGGCGGACCUCUAGGCUCACGCCCUUAGCGGGCUGGAUGGCUCACUGCGAGGCCACGGCGCUCUCAGACUUGGAAAUCGUGCUGGUUACGUGUAAGCACAUGGCGUGCACAAUGGCGUUGCCAAGCCGGCUGGCGGGCUGGGACGCGGCAUCUAAUGGACUUUGCGGCUUUGCCCCCCCCCCGCAUGAAUGUUGUUGCGUUGUGUGUGGUUACAAGGUGGUGAGCACGACGUGCAUUCCUGUGAAUGUGAAUGUCCCUGUGAAACCUACAGUGCUCUCCACGGGUGCGACAUGCCCCCACGGUAUUAGGCGCCCGCAUGAGCCUGCCCGACUUCCGCAUCAGCCUGCCCGACUUCUGUGAAACGAUGCCCAACAAUCUGCACACUUGACUGGGGCAUGCACGUUGACUCGUUGGGGCCCGUUGCCCGUGCUGGCAGCCGGCGUUGACGGGCUGGGCCGGCAUGGCAAAGGCAGGCUAUGUCCCCUUCCUCUGCAGUCUGCACUGCGACCUCGUACGUAGCACUUGUCGGUACAGUAACGCCGGCGUUCGACCAGCCAUGCACUUCUGCUCUGCCACUGCAAACUGUUUGCUGUCUGCUUACGGGUCUGGGCAUCGGCUGCACCCUACGGGACCUCGCCAACCUGCCUUGAACCCUGUCCCA
Messenger RNA from Chlamydomonas reinhardtii, 2245 nucleotides. RefSeq lists its product as uncharacterized. The coding region runs from base 81 to 1316 and encodes 411 amino acids. Gene Ontology annotation, cellular component: cytosol. Lineage: Eukaryota; Viridiplantae; Chlorophyta; Chlorophyceae; Chlamydomonadales; Chlamydomonadaceae. The record is from RefSeq and is a predicted model, not a curated record. The transcript has 12 exons. Gene Ontology annotation, molecular function: aldose reductase (NADPH) activity.